AUGGUAGCUUUCCGAGCAACGCAGCUCGAUGGGAUCCAGCCAAACAGCUUCACUCUCGUCGCCAUCUUCCAAGCUUGCGCCACACGGCUUGAAUCCAGAGAAGACGAUCGAGUGAAAGCUCUUUGCAACCAAGCCGUGGAGAGCGGCCUGCUAGCGUCGGGUUCCUGGAACGCCAUCGUCGCCACGGCUGUGAUUGGCACCUAUGGAAAGUGCGGCAGUGUCGACAAGGCGCUGGAAGUUUUCGAGAGAACUCCCAGGGAGUCGAGGGACGUCGUAGCAUGGAACUCGAUCAUCACAGUCUUCGUGGAGCAAAACAAGCCGGAGCUCGCACUCAAACUCUUCUGGGAGAUGCAGCUGGAAGGCGAGGAGCCGACGAGAAUCACGCUCUUGAAAGUUUUAGCAGCAGCCACAGCGUCAAGAGAUCUUGGCGUUGGUCGUUUGAUCCACCGCAAAGCUCGGCUUCGAUCGAUGGACAGAGACUUGGUCGUAGGCACGGCGCUGGCGAGCAUGUAUAGCAAACUUGGCCGAGUGGAGGAGCUCUUGGUGGAGAGGAUCGAGCAAGGCGGCCGCGACUUGGUGUGCUGGAACAUGAUAAUCUCGGCGCUCGUCCAGCAUUCUCGGAGCAAAGAAGCACUGGCCUACUUCCGGGAGAUGAAUAUCCAAGGAGUAAAACCCGAUCGAGUGACGCUUGCUCCACUCAUAAGCAGCGCCACCUUUCCAGAGAACGAAUCCAAGAUGAUACUUUGCGAGAUCUCGCGGAGUGGACUCUCGAGUAACGCGGUCAUCAGCAACGCCGUUCUAAACUUCCACUCCACGCGAAGGGCCGCAGGAUCGAAGAGGCAAGGAGAGUUUUCGAUGGAUUCCAAGAGCGAGACCUCGUGUCGUUACGCCGCGGAGGGAUUCGCGAGAGAGGCCGUGAUCCUCUUCCACCGGAUGAAACAAGAGGGAUUCCAGUCGAGUAGCGUGACUUCCACCGUGAUCUUCGCUGCUUUCUCGGAGCUCCACGGCUUGGAAGAAGCUUGCCGGGUGGUGACAGUCGAGGAGAACUUGGAGCCAGCAUCGCUGUGGAGCCUCCUGAUCUCUUCGUGCACGCAGCAGGGUCGAUCCAAGCGAGCGCUGGAAAUAUUUCGAGCCAUGCAGCUCCAAGGGAUGCGAGUGAACAGGGAAACGCUCGUUCCAGUCAUUGUCUCUUGUGGAGCUUGCUCGGCUCUGCGAGAAGGCCGCUUGAUCCACCAAGAACUCCAAAGAUCAGCUCCAACGAUCCUGGAGGAGGGCACUCGGCUCAAGAACGCGAUGAUCGACAUGUAUGGACGUAGCGGCAAGCUCCUCGACGUUGCCCACCAUAUUUUCACCGAGAUCAAGCAGCCGAGCGUGAUCUCCUGGACGGCGAUCGUCGCGGCCUACGCCCAGAAUGGCCGCGUCGAAGAAGCCACUCUCCUCUUCCAUCUCAUGAAGCUAGACGGCUCCUUGGCCGACACGCUCACCUUCACCACGAUCCUGUCGAUGUAUAGCCAUGCCGGGCUCCUGGAAGAUGGCUGCCACUGCUUUGGAUCGAUCUCCCGGGACCAUUUCCUGGCACCAGCCCCGCAGCACUACAACUGCAUGAACGAUCUCCUGGGCCGCGCCGGGCCGCCGAGUGUUUCGUCCGGGCGCCCGCCUGGACGGCAUUGCUGA
This is a messenger RNA of Selaginella moellendorffii, 1674 nucleotides long. RefSeq names its product pentatricopeptide repeat-containing protein At5g55740, chloroplastic-like. The transcript has a single exon. Gene Ontology annotation, molecular function: protein binding; RNA binding. NCBI's taxonomy places the organism in Eukaryota, Viridiplantae, Streptophyta, Lycopodiopsida, Selaginellales, Selaginellaceae. The coding region runs from base 1 to 1674 and encodes 557 amino acids. The record is from RefSeq and is a predicted model, not a curated record. Gene Ontology annotation, biological process: RNA modification.